CUUCGACUUGCGUAUACGUGCGAGCAAGCGCGUCAUCUCCUCCCGACUGAAAAUAUGACCGUCCUCGGUCAUUCGAAGCCUUGGUUCUGAAGAAUCGCGCAAUACGACGACGAAUCGGAGGAUGCGACUUUGGGAAAGGGUGAAUUGAGGCCGGAGAACCUUCUGCUCAGGCUGUUCUUCGUCAUCAUCUCCGUCCGGAUCCUCCAGUGUCGACUGCUCGAGCUCGCGCAGCUUUUCGGUUGAAAUGUCCAAGAAAUCUUCGAGGGAGGGAAGUGGGAUGGACGUCCGGGCGAAGUACGGAAUUACUCGGAAGGCGGC
This is a messenger RNA of Mycena citricolor, 318 nucleotides long. The record is from the annotation of a GenBank genome assembly. Lineage: Eukaryota; Fungi; Basidiomycota; Agaricomycetes; Agaricales; Mycenaceae.